GAAAGAAAAGAGCUCGCGUGUGAUGUGUUUGUGUAUCCUCAGUGUUUUUCUCUCUUGAGUGUUUCAUUGAGUGUAAACAGAGUCUUGUCUCUGUGUAUUUUAGUGUUGAUGAUGAGAUGGAUGUGAUGUGCUGUAAAUCAGGAACUGAUCAGGGCUUACAGGAUGAGGAAUCUACUGAUCAAACCUCCACAGAGUCUCUGGAUUCUGUCUGGAACGCUGGAGAACAACAGCAGAUCCUGCAGACCAAACUCAAGAUGUGUUCAGUCAAACUCACCGACUGCAGGAACCUCAUGAUAGAGAUGGGAAAAGAAACCACAGAAGAGGAAGAUAACACUGAGGAAGAAGAUGAGGGUUGUGGUGAGGAUUUUAUUCCUUCAGAUAAGAAAAGUGAUUUAUGUUUUGAGGGAGAAAUAACGUCCUUAACAUCAAAACGGCGACGGACAGCACAAACUUUUUCCUGCACCACCUGUGGAAAGACAUUGAGCUCACAGGGACAUUUAAAGAGACAUGAGAGAAAACACAAUGAAGAGAAACUCUUCACCUGCAGGAGAUGUAAGAUCAGCUUUACUACCUUACAAGAGAAGAAACUUCAUUCAGAAGAGCACAGAGGGAAGAAGUUACACUGUGAGAAAAGUGAUGAAAAGUUUUUCCAAUGCACUGAAUGUGGCAAAUAUUUCAGUACCAAAGGAAAUCUUGAUGCUCAUCAGAGAAUUCACACAGGAGAAAAACCAUACGAGUGUCCUCACUGUAAAAAGAGAUUUAGAUACAAACCUUAUCUGAAGAAACAUAUGCGUUUACAUACCAAUGAGAGACCGUAUCAGUGCAGUGAAUGUGGAAAAACCUUUAGGCAGCUAUCUUCUCUAAAGUCACAUCAAAAAAUACACAGUGAGGAGAAACUCCAUCAAUGUUCACACUGUGAUAAACGUUUUCAUCAUAAAGGUCAGUUGAUCGUUCAUGAGAGACUUCACACUGGAGAAAAACCUUAUCUCUGCUCUCAUUGUGGUAAGAGCUUCUCUAAUCCAUCUCAUUUCAGUGUUCAUCAGAGAGUUCACACUGGAGAGAAACCUUAUCACUGUAAUGUCUGUGGGAAGAGUUUUAAUGUACAAUCACACUUUGCAAAGCACCAGAGAACUCAUACAGGAGAAAGACUUUACAAAUGUUCUCAGUGUGAGAAGACGUUUGCUCGAUCAGAUGUCCUGAAGAUGCAUGAGAGAGUUCACACUGGAGAGAAACCUUACCACUGCUUGAUCUGUGGAGAGAGAUUUGCAUAUUUAGGAAGUUUUUAUACUCACAAGAAGAAACAUACUGAAGAACAAACUACACUGAAAUCAUCAUAGCGUCUUUUAACUUUGGAAUAAUUCAGUUUAAACACACAGUUCUUAUAUUCUUGUAGUCUUUUUUUGUGAAAUCAAUUUUCUGUUAUAUAUUGUAUUUUCUGGUUUAUAAGUCUUCAAAAUUUUUAUUACCUUGCAUGCAUGUCUGCUUAUGACCAAUAUGCUUGCAUGGUAAUACAAAUUUUGAAGAAUCUUGAUACUUGCGCCCAAACUGUGAAUCUUUUAGAAAUCAUUAUAUUAUUAUUGAUUUCUAAGGGAUUUUUGAUAAAAUAUAUGCAGGCUUGAUGAGCGUAAGAGACGUCUUUCAAAAACAUUAAAAAUUGUAAUGUGUCCAAACUUUUGGGUGGUACAGUAAUUCUGUAUGAUAGCAGAAAACUGGCUAACAGAAUGUAGAAGAAAGAGCAUCACAGCUUGAGCUAGCUACAUGAUAGCUAGCAUCAUAAAUGUUCAAUGAAAUAAUGCUAGCUUAUAUGGAGAUAUCUGAUUUACUGGCUAGCUACCUAGCUUCUGUAUAAACACAUUUGCUAGUUAAACUAUAAUACCAUAUAUCAAAUAUAUUUAUCCAAGAUUUAUCAUCAGAACUAACUUGACUUGAUGUAGUCAUUCAGCUUAAAUGCAGCAAGUGUGGCUUCUGUGGUAGUCAAAGACUGGAAAAUGGAAGGGAAUCCCCCCCCCUUAAUGGAUUUUUUUUAUUUCAUGAGGUGUGUUUGUAUGCAUUUUGGUAUUAUUUUGUGUGCAGGAUUGAAGAAAUGAUCUAGGCAUGUUAUGGAAGAAUGCAUGCAGGGCGUCAAUGACCCUUUAGUAACCUGUGUGCAUAUGACUGAAAAAUUUGCAGGGUAGAAAUGUAAUUAAAUUUAAAUUGCAGUAAACCUUAACUUAAACAAAAUUAAGCUGCAAGUUCCAUUUAGAGAAGUUUGCAUUUUUUUAAAUUCCCAUAUAAUUCGACAGCAGCUUAGCUUAGCCUGGGCUGUUUGAGCUUAGCUGGCGACUGACAUAUUCCUGUGGGUGGAGUAUAGUCAAAAACUCUUGGUUUGACAUCAUUCAACCGGGAAGUAUAGGGCUGUAGUCCAAACCGGAUGUUCUCUGUAGGCUUUGAAAGGAGACUUCUGUUAAAGAAAAUAUAUCGCCUGGCAGUGAACUUUGACCUUUAUCCUUUUGCAGUUAUUAUUUAUGCUCUAACAGCAACAUUACACACUAACUAAAGUUUGAAAAAUUGGAUCAGGAAGAACAGGACCUUUUAAUGCCGAAACCUAGGAGCCAAGUGCUUGAUUAAAGGAAACAUUGAUCACUAUAAUGGUGACUUCAAAAAACCAUAAUAGAAAUAAACUCAAACAGGUUUGUAAUAAGUGAAAAUGGUAAUGGUGUUUGUUUUUAAUCUUCUUCUGGUGAGAUCUUGAGCGAUUGAUUGUGUUUAUCUGUUACUUACAGUUAAUGUUCAACUGUAGUUCAGUUGUACGUGUGUUUCUGUUGCGCUCUUCUCUUCUUGUUCAUCUUUUCUUCAGUGAUUAUUUUCACUCCCCUCCAGGAAACACGCAAAGCCAAAGUACUUUAUUAACUUAUGGAUUUAUUUUUGUCUCUUUAAUUCAUUUAUAAUCCACUGUCGAACUAUUUAAAAGCAGUAGAAAACAAAUAAAUCUAAGAAAUAAAGCAUUACCAAUACACAAACAUACCCUGCUGGCUGCAUACAAACUGAAAGGGAAAUGACUCGAGUCCAAGAUAAACGCAAUUAUAAUCACUUUAGACUCAGCAGUGUACCUACAUGACUGCGAGUUGACAUCUCGGGUCUCUCUCUCAGUUGCAGUGCAGCUACAACUAUAAAAGUGCGCAUGUAACCCCUGACCCGCAUGAAAAUAAACAAAACCAAUAAAUUUAAACAACAGCUAAAUUUAUGUUUGGUAACAGCAGGUGUUCAUCAUUAAUGUUCAUGUCAUUAUCUAUUUGAUUGGAUAAAUCAAAUAUUUUUUAAUACAUUUUAUUACUAAAUGUGAAUUUUUGUUUUGAUUUAAAUCAAUAUUUUUUUGUUAAAAUCAAAAAUAGAAUUUAAAUAAAUUGACACUUUUCAACAAGAAAAAUUUACUUUGUGGCAGGUUUCAAUUCAUAUAUGUAGAAAAUGUUAUUAGUUAAUUUUAAGGCAAGAUAGUUAAUUUUCAUUGGCUCAAUUUACAAAAUAUAGAUAGUGAACCAUUACCCAAACUUUUUUAAUCUGAUGAAUGAAAACCUUUGUGUACCCAAUAGGCUCACUAAAAUCAAAUUUUAAGUGUUUUUCAACAAGCUGCUCUUAAAGAAUGUACUUUAACUAUAUUUCCAGUCACUGCAAAUGAAUCUGAUCUAUAUACUGCUGUGCAAUAAUGGUUUUGGCAAUAUCUUUGUCCUUUUAACUUGCAUUUGUAUUUGACAAUUGACUACUGACAUUGGGAAUUUACAUGGGGGAUACUUGUUGAAGUCACUGUUGGGCUAACACAGGGUGUGAUUUGCUGGGAAGGGUCGGGAAAAACUUUCUGGUAUACGUCUGCAUUGACCUUGGACCUCAGACAACACAGUGAACCGACACCAGCAGAUGGCAUGGCACCCCAUACCAUCACUGACUGUGGAGAGUUUACACUGGACCUCAAGCACCGUGGAUUGUGUGCCUUUUCUCUCUUCCUCCAGACUCUGGGACCCUGAUUUUCAAAGGAAAUGCAAAAUUUACUUUUAUAAGAGAAAAAUAAGGUUGGACCACUCAGCAGCAGUCCAGUCCUGACGCUUCUGACACUGUCUGUUGUUCAAGAGUGUCUUGACACGAGGACCAACUUUGUGGAGAUGCAGAUUUCAUCUUCCAACCAACACUUGGAACCUGCACAUAGUGCCAAAGCUACCAGUACCUGGUGGUUUAAGGACCAUGUAUCCCUGAGAAGCUGAACGUGCAGCACCGGAUGAAGCUCAGUGAAACCUCUGUUGCAGUGUUGAUGAUGAUGGAUGUGAUGUGCUGUAAAUCAGUAGGAACUGAUCUGUCCAUGCUGGAUAUUGAUGAUUUCAUCACAGAAAUCUCUCAGCUAAAGAAAGAGGUGGCGUUACUGGAGACAAAGCUGAGGUUAAGAGGAGAUGAAGGACUGAAGAGAGAGGAUGUGGAUGUGGUUUGUUGUGAAUCUUCCACACAGGACUCCGAGCUCAGUCUGACUUUACUCUGUUAUACUGAGUCAAAGCCCACAGACGCUCAGGACACUACAGUGUGUGACAGUAAUCAGGGCUUACAGGAUGAGGAAUCUACUGAUCAAACCUCCACAGAGUCUCUGGAUUCUGUCUGGAACGCUGGAGAACAGCAGCAGAUCCUGCAGACCAAACUCAAGAUGUGUUCAGUCAAACUCAUCGACUGCACGAACCUCAUGAUGGAGACGGGAAGAGAAACCACAGCAGAGGAAGAUCACACUGAUGAUGAUGAUGAUGAUGAUGAUGGUGAUGAUGAUGAUGAUUUUAUUCCUUCAGAUGAGAAGAGUGAUUCAUGUUCUGAGGGAGAAAUAACGUCCUCAACAUCAAAAGAGCGAUGGACAGCACAAACUCAUUUCAGCAUCACCGGUGGAGAGACAUUGAGCUCACAGAGAAAUUCAGAGGAAAAACACACAAAACAGAAACUCUUCACCUGCAGGAGAUGUAAGAUCAGCUUUACUACCUUACAAGAGAAGAAACUUCAUUCACAAGAGCACAGAGAGAAGAAAAAGAAGUUACAAUGUAAGAAAAGUGAUGAAAAGUCUUUCCACUGCACUGAAUGUGACACACAUUUCAGUACCAAAGGAAAUCUUGAUGCUCAUAAGACAAUUCACACAGGAGAAAAACCAUACGAAUGUUCUCACUGUGAGAUGAGAUUCAGACUCAAACCUCAUCUGAAGAAACACAUGCUUAUACACACCAAUGAGAAACCGUAUCAGUGCAGUGAAUGUGGAAAAACCUUUAGGCAGCUAUCUUCUCUAAAGUCACAUCAAAAAAUACACAGUGAGGAAAAACUCCAUCAAUGUUCACACUGUGAUAAACGUUUUCGUCAUAGAAGUCAGUUGAUCGUUCAUGAAAGAGUUCACACUGGAGAGAAACCUUAUCUCUGCUCUCACUGUGGUAAGAGCUUCUCUAAUCCAACUUCUUUCAGUGUUCACCUGAGAGUUCACACUGGAGAGAAACCUUAUCACUGUAAUAUUUGUGGGAAGAGUUUUAAUCGGCAGUUUAACUUUGUAAUGCACCAGAGAAUUCAUACAGGAGAAAGACUUUACAAAUGCUCUCAGUGUGAGAAGACGUUUGCUCGACCAGAUGUCCUGAGAACCCAUGAGAGAGUUCAUACCGGAGAGAAACCUUACCACUGCUUGAUCUGUGGAGAGAGAUUUGCUUAUUUAGGAAGUUUUCAUACUCACAAGAAGAAACAUACUGAAGAACAAACUACACUGAAAUCAUCAUAGCAUCUUUUAACUUUGGAAUAAUUCAGUUUAGACACACAGUUCUAAUAUUCUUGUAAUCUUUUUUGUAAAACCAAUUUUUUGUUUUAUGACGAAAUAAAUCUGAUUAUUUAA
This is a messenger RNA of Paramisgurnus dabryanus, 5863 nucleotides long. Lineage: Eukaryota; Metazoa; Chordata; Actinopteri; Cypriniformes; Cobitidae. The record is from RefSeq and is a predicted model, not a curated record.